AACAUCCCUGCUAUAUGUCUCAACGUCGGUCCCAUGCUCAAUGGCUAUGUGAAGGACGAAUUGGCUGGUUCGGGGAUGGUGGUCUGGAAAGGCAGGGAGAUGCACGCUGCAGGAGAGAUCACCACGGAGGAAUUUGUAGAUUACAUUUCCCGCGGGUAUGUCACGAAUUAUCGGACACACUUCCUUGUUUUGACUAACGCUUCGCAUUAGUGCACCGUCAGCAGGUCACUGCAACACUAUGGGUACGGCAUCAACUAUGAAUGCGCUUGCAGAAGCUCUUGGCAUGGCCCUGCCUGGGUCAGCUGCCAUUCCGGCUCCGUACCGUGAACGAGCUCAAUGCGCUUAUGAGACCGGGUUACGGAUCGUAGAGAUGGUGCACUCCGAUCGCAAGCCAAGUGACAUCAUGACCAGGGAGGCUUUUGAGAAUGUCAUUGCUGUCAACACGGCGAUUGGUGGCAGCACUAACGCUCCCAUUCAUAUUAACGCCAUUGCGAAGCAUAUUGGGGUGGAUCUUUCGCUAGAUGACUGGGAUCGCCUUGGGUUCCAUAUCCCGCUCUUGCUAAACAUGCAACCGGCGGGGGAGCUCCUAGGGGAAGAGUAUUACCGAGCAGGAGGGUUGCCGGCGAUUAUGGCGGAGCUGCUGGAUGCGGGCAAGUUGAAUGCAGAUGCCGUGACGUGCAAUGGCCACACUGUAGCACAAAACGUCCGUGGGAAACAUACCUGGAAUCGGCGGAUGAUCAGAGCUUAUGACGAUCCUCUCCUCAAGGAUGCUGGCUUCCUUCACUUGACCGGUACCCUAUUUGACUCUGCCAUCAUGAAAACAUGCGUCAUCUCUGAGCCGUUCAGGCAAAAAUUCCUAGAGAAUCCUGCAGAUCCAAAUGCGUUUGAGGGGUCUGUGGUAGUUUUUGACGGGCCGGAGGAUUACCAUCAUCGGUUAGAGGACCCCUCCACCCCCAUCGAUGACAAGAGUAUCCUGGUGAUGCGCGGGGCUGGUCCACUGGGCUAUCCCGGUGCAGCUGAGGUGGUCAACAUGCACCCUCCAGGAAGGCUCCUGCGAGAAGGGGUCAAGUCCCUUCCAUGCAUUGGCGAUGGACGGCAGUCGGGAACUUCAGGAUCUCCAUCUAUCUUGAACGCCAGUCCUGAGGCAGCAGCGGGCGGCAACCUUGCCAUCCUUCGGGAUGGAGACCGGCUCCGAGUGGACCUUAACCAGCGGCGGGUAGACAUCCUUGUCCCUGCGGACGAAUUAAAGAAGCGAAAGCAGGAGCUUGAAGCGAGUGGGGGUUACAAUAUGCCGGAAAGCCAGACCCCAUGGCAGGAGCUCUUCCGCAAGGAAACGUCACAGUUGAGCGAAGGAAUGGUUCUCCGAGAAGCAGUCAAAUACCAACGGCUGGCGCAGCGAUACCCGGAGCCCAGGCACAAUCACUGAAUAAUGAUAGUUUUUGUUAUGACAUAAUUUGAGCAUUGAAUGAA
Messenger RNA from Aspergillus welwitschiae, 1470 nucleotides. RefSeq names its product dihydroxyacid dehydratase. Bases 239 to 1426 code for a protein of 395 amino acids. The transcript has a single exon. Gene Ontology annotation, molecular function: hydro-lyase activity. Lineage: Eukaryota; Fungi; Ascomycota; Eurotiomycetes; Eurotiales; Aspergillaceae. The record is from RefSeq and is a predicted model, not a curated record.